Molecule: messenger RNA, 1131 nt
Organism: Fusarium musae
Lineage: Eukaryota; Fungi; Ascomycota; Sordariomycetes; Hypocreales; Nectriaceae
Exons: 4
Coding region: 1-1131 (376 amino acids)
Biological process (GO): purine nucleoside catabolic process
Cellular component (GO): cytosol
Molecular function (GO): purine nucleosidase activity
Source: RefSeq, a predicted model, not a curated record
AUGUCUGAAGCUCAGGUUCCUGUUUGGCUGGAUUGUGAUCCAGGUCAUGAUGACGCUUUCGCCAUUCUUCUGGCAGCCUAUCAUCCUCAGAUCAGAUUGCUCGGCGUCUCAACGGUCUUUGGGAAUGCAUCUCUUGAAAACACAACGCAUAAUGCUGCCUCUAUUCUCACCGCCAUUGGUAUGCAUGAUAUUCCUCUCUAUAUCGGCCUGGGUAAGGCUCUUGAACGUCCUGCCCUUCAUGCACCAACGGAUAUCCACGGUGUUUCUGGCUUAGAUGGCACCGACCUUCUUCCUGAGCCACUUGUGACCCCAUCUCCUAUCCCGGCUGUUGAGGCAAUGGCAGAGGCCCUGCGUGCUCAACCCCCUGGUACAGCGUGGAUUGUUGCAACUGGUGCGCUGACGAACGUUGGGGCUCUGCUCCGUGCGUAUCCAGAGCUUACCAGUCACAUUAAGGGUAUCAGUCUUAUGGGAGGCUCUAUUGGCGACAAUUUCUCAGAUGCACCGCUCGGCGAAGUUGAUGGUCGCCCUAGAAUCGGAAACUACACGCCUUGGGCUGAGUUCAACAUCCUCGUUGACCCAGAAGCUGCUGCUACGGUGUUCCAUACCAAAGAGAUCGCUGCUAAAACUACGAUUGUGCCCCUGGAUCUCAGCCAUCAGGUGUUGGCGACGUCGGAGGUGAGAGAGAUGCUGCUGUAUGGCCCUGAUGCUGAGCGGACAGGUCCCGGGAAGACCACUCUCCGUACCAUGCUUGUUGAGCUCCUUUACUUCUUUGCUCAAACAUAUGCUGAUACCUUCGGUAUUACCGCUGGACCCCCUCUGCAUGAUCCUAUUGCUGUUGCUGCUGUACUUGUCGGCACCGAAAAUGAGAUUCCCUUCCUCGAGUGGGACGCCAAGCACAGCCAGCCCCCUGAACAUAAUGAACGCUUCGAAGUCACAGUCAUAACUGAGGGCACGUUUGAAGAGGCUAAGGAGGGUAAGCAGACCGGUCGCACAUUGGCCAAGUUGCUUCCACCAGGUCAACAAGGUGUUAAAAUUCCUCGGGGAGUCGACACUGCCAAAUUCUGGCAGGUUAUCGAAGAGUGCAUUGAGCGAGCAGAUGCAAAAAAUGCUGCUCUUGCGCUUGCGAAGUAG